AACCGGGCCGGAGGGGGCCUCGCCGCCUAGCCGCCGCCGCGCUGCCGGGCUGGGGUUUGCCCGCCGCCAGCAGGCGUUCGCGCAGGGCAGCCCCGCUGGGGGAAGGCCCCCCCGGCGUUGCUAUGGUGACGGGGGAAGCGCGGCGCGGCCUGCUGAGGCCUUGGGGACAGGGGCAAGGGGCAAGGGGCAGGGCCCGGCCCCAUGGCUGCCCCCGUGGUGGUGGUGGUGGGAUCCUGCGUCACCGACCUCGUCAGCCUUACCACGCGAUUGCCAAAAGCUGGAGAAACUGUCCUCGGACAGAAGUUUUUCAUUGGUUUUGGUGGGAAAGGAGCCAAUCAAUGCGUCCAGUCUGCUCGACUCGGGGCCAAGACCUCGCUGAUCUGCAAGGUUGGAAAUGAUUCCUUUGGCAAUGAUUACGUUGAAAAUUUGAAGAAGAAUGGUGUUUCUACAGCAUUUGUAGGUCAGACUACAGAAGCUGCUACUGGAACUGCUUCAAUAAUUGUCAACAGCGAAGGGCAGAAUGUUAUUGUCAUAGUCCCAGGAGCCAAUCUGCUUUUAAAUUCUGAAGACCUGAAGAGAGCUUCCGAUGUCAUCUGUAAAGCCAAAGUGGUUGUCUGCCAGCUAGAAAUAUCCCCUGCUGUUUCUCUUGAAGCACUGAAAAUGGCACGUGCCAGUGGAGUAAAGACUUUAUUUAAUCCAGCUCCAGCCCUUGCUGACCUAGAUCCACAAUUCUAUACUCAUUCUGACGUCUUCUGCUGCAAUGAAACUGAGGCAGAAAUUUUAACGGGCAUCCCAGUUGGCAACCUUGAAGAUGCUGGAAAGGUGGGACGCAUGCUGUUAGAAAGAGGGUGUAAGCUUGUAGUUGUUACUCUUGGAGCAGAAGGCUGCGUGAUGAUAUCAGUAGAAGAACCCAUUCCAAAGCACGUUCCUGCUGGGAAGGUCAGAGCUGUGGACACUACGCGAAACAGCACGAUGGGAUCUUGCCGAGCCCGGCUCUUCAGGUGGUGGCUGGGGACGGAGCCGAUCCCCCAAGGUGCUGCCAGCUUGCCACGUUCCCUGGAGGAGCAGAGGCCCAGCUCGAGCCUGGCACAUGCAGCUGGGACUGGGGAAGGCCGUCGGGAUGUCUUGGAGCCCCGAGCACUCGGCCUGUGGGCUGCAGAGGGUUGGCCAUGCCGGGUCUCCUCAGGAGGGAGCUGGAGACAGUUUUGUGGGAGCACUCGCCUUCUACCUGGCUUACUAUCCCAAGCUACCCAUGGAGGAAAUGGUCAGGAAGUGUAACUGCAUUGCCUCAGUGAGCGUCCAGGCAGCGGGGACACAAUCUUCGUAUCCUUACAGGAAGGACUUGCCUCAGGACCUUUUCUGAUUGAUAUUGUCUAGCUCGAUGUACUGAUUUUAUCUUAGCCCAGACUGCAUUAUUCUCCCGACUGCACAGCUGUUCCCCUCCACUGACUGGAAAGAACAGGGAAGUCUCUUUGCUUAUUAGAGGAGUCCUGUCAGCUCCUGCCCUACGGUUGUAAAGACGGGGCAGGGUGGUUAUCUCAGAGAUUUGGCAACCAACUUUCUCCACGUUCAGUAAAAACCCAGAAGUUCAAAACCUGGCCUGCUUACCUGGCCUGAAGGAGCCCUAUUAGCCCUGCUCCCGGCUUAUCCGCCAGCACAUCUUGUUCCACCAGCUUCCCACCUCUCCUUCCUGGCCCAGGAAGGAGCUGGCGCGGCGCUGCCCCUCCAAGGAAUGACACCACGUCGUGGUCACUACUGUUGAAUCUGCGGCCGGUAGGUUAGAAAAACUUGCGAUCCUGCCAUUGAAUUCCUGCUGUGGAAAAUGUUAAUUUUUAUUGCCUUAUAAAACAAUGGUUCCUUUGAAGAUUACAGCCUCUUUCACAAUGGAAAACACAGACAAUGGGAUUUGCUAUUUAAUUUUUUUUAAUUGAGCACUGUAAAAAUAACUCAAAAGAUAAAUAAAUGUUACUGUGAUGAUCUA
Anas platyrhynchos (mallard) is the source of this 1981-nucleotide messenger RNA. RefSeq names its product ribokinase (gene RBKS). Gene Ontology annotation, molecular function: ribokinase activity. Gene Ontology annotation, cellular component: cytosol. Gene Ontology annotation, biological process: D-ribose metabolic process. The record is from RefSeq and is a predicted model, not a curated record. Lineage: Eukaryota; Metazoa; Chordata; Aves; Anseriformes; Anatidae.